AUGGCCGAAGCAGUGGCUGUGAUUGGCCUGCUAUCCUCCAUCAUACAACUCGUCGAUUUCAGUUCAAACCUCCUUGACCGCCUCCAUGAUUUCGUGACAACAACCAAAGAGGUGCCUGAUGUGUUUCGGAAUAUUUGUGUUCAACUGCCUCUCACGACAGCGACCUUACAGAGACUGUCCCGCCGUAUUAGCGAGAAUGGGCUCAGCAGUGAUGAGCAGAAGGCGCUCCAGGCGAUCGUGGAUCGUACCAUGGAAUUGAUCCACAAUAUCAAUGAGGUUCUCUCAAAAACCAUUCCUUCCAAGACCUCUUCUUCCUUUGAGAAACGAGUCCUUGCGCUCCAGAGUUUGCGAUACGACAAAAGAAUUCAGACAGCCAGCGCGCAAUUACUACAGAAUGUGAACCUGUUGACCUUCUUUCAGACCACCCAAAUCCACGAUAACUCAACAAGGUCUGCUCGAAGAUUGUCGGGAACCACAUUUAUCGAUGUACCGGAAGUCCUAGAUUUUCAACAUGGACUAAAUCUAGGGGGUGCACCUCACCUGGCAGAGGGUAAUUUUGUCGGGCGGGAGCUGGAGUUGAAACAGCUCAGUAACAUGUUGAAGCCUGACUCACAAAGGCAAUCUAUCGUCGCCGUCGUCGGCAUGGGUGGUAUGGGAAAGACUCAGUUGUGCAUUGAAUAUGCAGUAACUCACCAAGAUUUGUACUCAUCCAUUUUUUGGCUGAAUGCUCAAGACGAGUCGUCACUACGCGCAGACCUUCUAAGCGUAGCGAACAUUGUCCUAUCAGCUCAGGAGAGCAAGUUGAGAUCAAAGACAGACGAGGAUGAUAUUAUUCGAGAACUCCGACAGUGGCUCUCUCAGCCCAAAAACCGAAAUUGGCUGCUGAUCUUGGACAAUUUAGACAACCCAAAAAUGCCAACCGACAACGACCCUUCGGCUCUUGACGUACGAGAGUAUUUCCCCUAUCGAUCCCAAGGCUCAAUCCUGAUAACAACUCGAGCUCGGACACUUCAUUUUGCUAAGCAAUUGCCACUUCGAAAACUUGAGACUCUUGAGCAAGGGUUGGAGAUGCUUUCUGUACGCUCUGGCCGACUUAUCACCACAGAUGAUGAUGCGAAGGAGUUAGUUCGUCGCUUGGAUGGUCUUCCGCUUGCCCUUACUUCAGCGGCUUCCUUUCUGGAGCGCACGACGUGCACCAUACAGGAGUAUCUGAAGGAGUACAAAGAAAACUGGGUCAAAAAUGAAGCGGAGAGCUUAUUCGAAUAUGGGGAUCGUACCUUGUUCACAACUUGGAAUAUGUCAGUCGAGAAACUUAAGAAUCAGGACGAUCCCGCGGUUGAGUUAUUACGGAUUUCAGCCUAUUUCAGCAACGAGAACAUAUACUAUGAACUAUUAUCAGGAGGAGACCCCAAUGUUUGGCCAAUCUUGGGGGACAUUCGACAGAACAAGGCGACGUUUGACCGUUCGAUGGCUAAACUCCGAGACUACUCUUUAAUCGAAACUACUCAUCGAGGCUAUCGUUUACAUCCGUGCGUUCAUGAUUGGACGCUUUCAAGCCUGAACCAAACUAUUGUUGACGCGGAUGUCUGGGGUGCCGCGAAGUGCACUGUGGCGGCAUCAGGCUUCUCAAUAUGGGCAACCGACUACGAUCAAGCUCUAUCACGACAUGCGUCACAUGUGAUAAGGCUCACGCACCCGCUGUUGUAUGAUGUGUUGAUACACGGCGAGCUGAAUGAAGAUCGUUGUGAUGCGUUGACUGGAUUGGGUCAAAUCCUUCAUGAUGUAGGACGAAUUCAGGAGGCUAUGCCGCUCAUGACCCGUGCUCUACUAUGGUCUCAAGAACAUCUGGGUGAAGCGCACGAGACUUUCCUUUACGCCUGCAGCAUGGUCGGUCUCUUUCAAAAAGACCUGGGGAACUUCGCCGAGGCAGAGGACCUGAUCAAAAUUGCAACGUACGGACGUGCACGAACUCUGGGCCCAUAUCACACGAGCACUCUGGACCCAGUCCAUAACCUGGGAAUUCUUUAUCUCGAUCUCGACCAGUUCCAAGAAGCAGAGCAGAUGUACCUCUGGUCCCUGACUGGGUGCGAGCAGAGCUACGGACCACAAGAUGUGAACACAUUUUGGGCAAUGAUGGCACUCGCAGAAUGCUACAUGGCACAGGACAAGCUUGACGAGGCUGCUAGGCAAUUCGAGCGAGCACUGGAGGGUUUCGACAUGUCCAUCGACAAUGAUCACGCCUUCAGUCGUAGAACUGCAUCUAAGCUUGGCAUGAUCUAUGAGCAGAAGGGAGCGUACACUUCAGCCGCAGCCAUGUACCAGCGUGUUCAUGAGAGCUGCCGACAACUUUUCGGCCAAGACCAUUGGUCAACGCUCGAAGCAAAAGAUGACUUGGACAGGCUUCAAAGCAAGUGCUUGUCAAUAGCAAGUGCAGCAUCACCACCUGGAUUAAACGAAAGUCCACCCACCCCACCCACGGACGAUGCCGCUGUCGCAAGCCUUCAAUCAUCAGACGAAGAUGUGGAUGAUGAAGGCUCUCCAGAAGGCGCUCAUGAUGCUGGGGAGCCAUUUGGGAUUCCUUUCAGACCUUCAAAAUCAUUCCCGCUCUCUUGCCACAGAUGUCGUGUACCAUUGACGGCCGAGACGAAGAGAUUCAUUUGCUGCUUCUGCGACGACCACGAACUUUGUGGAGACUGUCACACACAGCUUCGAUCCAAACAGCAGAGUGAUCCAGACCAGGAGAAGCAACAUGAUCGGCACAUUUUCCUGUCAUGCGACUUUCCAGAGCCAGCCCCUUGA
This is a messenger RNA of Exophiala bonariae, 2799 nucleotides long. RefSeq lists its product as uncharacterized. The transcript is spliced from 2 exons. Gene Ontology annotation, molecular function: ADP binding; protein binding. NCBI's taxonomy places the organism in Eukaryota, Fungi, Ascomycota, Eurotiomycetes, Chaetothyriales, Herpotrichiellaceae. The coding region runs from base 1 to 2799 and encodes 932 amino acids. The record is from RefSeq and is a predicted model, not a curated record.